Messenger RNA from Homalodisca vitripennis (glassy-winged sharpshooter), 593 nucleotides. RefSeq lists its product as uncharacterized. The transcript is spliced from 2 exons. Lineage: Eukaryota; Metazoa; Arthropoda; Insecta; Hemiptera; Cicadellidae. Bases 190 to 498 code for a protein of 102 amino acids. The record is from RefSeq and is a predicted model, not a curated record.
ACACAAAUAUUUUGUCUGGAGUUAUAAAUAUGAAUCAUACCCAAAAUAAUGAAAUCAUGAAACUAGAUCUAUUCUGAUGUGAUUAAAAAAAGCAUUAUGAAAUAUAUUUGAAAACAAUAAGUGCUCCAGUAAAAUAUUUGUAUUUUGUCGAACUGUGACUAUUGGCGAAUUGUAUCCAAGAUCCAAGUCAUGAAUGCGGAGACCUUCGUGUAUUCUCCGGAUGUGGGAUCACUGUCCUCGGGGGAACAAGGCAUUCCAGAGGAAACGAUGCCGAGUUGGUACUGUUUUGGUGCUCCGUCCUCCGUAUCUUCAAGGUCAGCAUACAUGAGGGGUCCGCCGGAGUCUCCUGCGCAUGCGUCUCGCCCAACGUCCCCUGCGCAGAUCAUGGUGUCGGCGUCAUACCCAUCGAAGUCCCAGAUCCUGCAUUUCAGCCCAGACACCACUCGCAGCUUCACCUCCUGCAAGAUGUCUGGCAGUCUUCCCACAGGCUCGCUUUGAAUUUGACCCCAUCCGGCCAGCGUCAAGGUUGUGCCUACGAAGCUGCUCUUCAUCAUUUCAACGGAAGUCGGAAGGCAAAUCGGCUGUACAUAGGC